Ceraceosorus guamensis is the source of this 3063-nucleotide messenger RNA. RefSeq lists its product as hypothetical. Gene Ontology annotation, cellular component: cytoplasm. The record is from RefSeq and is a predicted model, not a curated record. The transcript is spliced from 4 exons. Lineage: Eukaryota; Fungi; Basidiomycota; Exobasidiomycetes; Ceraceosorales; Ceraceosoraceae. Bases 1 to 3063 code for a protein of 1020 amino acids.
AUGGCAGCGUAUCCCGCGGACGAUGCUUUGGGUAUCGGAGAGGGCAGAUCCAGCGCUGAGAUCUGGGGAGGGGAAAGGUCGCAGGUGAUCGAAAGCGCUGUAACAGAUACGGCAGAGGAAGUGGAACAGACACCAACAGCUUCGACUUCGAUGCAGACGCUCAGACCGGCUACUCCUACAACGGCGAGGGCUGUGCAGCUGUCCCCUACCGCAGAGACGAAGCUCACUCUGCCAGAAGCAGUGCAUGCCGCAAUUGGAGCCGACUCGGAGGGGAGUGCAUCUUUACCAGUCGUGCUAGGUAUCGCAGUGGUCGACUUCAAUCAUCUGGUUGGUCCGCAGAUCGAGUAUGCGCAUCCGCCCGAGAUUGCGCAAGACGAAGACAUUUCCAACUCGCUACCCUUCCUCGCUCUUCCGGAUGGCUCGCACUUGUCAGACGAGGAUUUCUGCUACUUCCAUCUUCUGUCUCGGCGCAUCUUACCAGAAAGCACCAUAUUCGGCAUUUCUUGCAAUAGGCAAAUAGCCAGCGAUAAGCUAGCUGUGAAAGGGAAAGAAGUGACACGCGGAACGGUUCAAAAGGCGGUCGUGGUCUUGGCGCGAGAGCCCGUGUUCGGCCCUAUAAGGGAAAAGCUCGGAGUGGUGACGCGCGCCUUCUUUGCCCAAGGCGAUCUGCAAGACACGCACAUCCUGGUAGACUUUCACGCCACGCUCGAGAGCGGUCUGAGCGUAGCCAGAGGAGCACCAAUGAAUAGAAGACGACCGAGUGGGUCCGUCGAUGGGCAUUCUACUGCGGACAGUGUUCCAGCUAGCGGUACAGUCACACCGGAUCCCGCCCAAGCCGCAUUGGAUCACGCAGCAGAGGUGGAGAAGGAGGCGGUGAUGUACAUGGGCACAUCACUGAGAGAGCUGGUCUUCAAGUGGCGCUUCAAGACUUUGAUGUUGCUCAAGCUGCUCCUCUUGCAGCGCAAAGUCAUGUUCUUUGGAUAUCCGGUCGAGAGGCUAUGCACCUAUCAAUACUCUCUCGUCUCAAUGGUGCCUGGCCUUCUUCUCGCGCUCGACGAUGCAGGCUCACCGGACAUGAGAACUCACAGCGGGCCGCGUCCCAAAGCGGAAAGUUUGCGAACCUCUGACCGCAAAAGCUUGCUGAGAUUCAUGGGCCUGCCGCUUACGCUCUUCGGAUCGGGCGCAUUCUUUCAACCUUAUCUGCCGCUGCAGCAACUGGACAUGGCCAGCAAAGCGAGCAGCUUUUUGGUGGGCACCACCAACAGCAUCUUCCGCCAGCAGAAAGAGUGCAGAAUUGAUGUCAUUGUCGACCUGGAGCAGUCUAAUCUGGAGUUCUUGGAUCCAAAGUUGCAACAGAUUGUCAAUCUCACCGCCGCCGACAGGAAAUGGAUGGACGAGCUCGUGCAUGUCGUGACGGAGAGCUGGAAUCCAGCAGACCCCAGCAGGCCUAUCACGAUGCAGUACGUCGGCAGCGACGACUACCUCCGAGCUAAAUUCGAGGACUACAUCUGUUCGAUGUUAUCCACAGUCAAAUACACCGACUUUCUUGUCAAGGGCGAGAAGCAAGGUGUCUCCAUUUCAGCUCCGGAUGCUGCGGUCGUAGCUUCCUUCGGAACAGACUUCAUCAGUGGAUUCAAGCAGACUAGCGCAUAUGCACUGUGGGAUGCAGCCACCGAUCCAAUGAUAUUUGACCUGUUCGAGCACAAACAUCCAUGCGAAGGCAAAGUAUCGGCAUUGGAAGAUGUCGGCCUGAGGGUGCAAGCUGGUCUGCACGAUCUACAUUUGGAGGAACAGUUGGCUCCUACGAGGGAAGCGAUAGGCAAUGCUUUGCAGUCAGGGGGCGCUACUGCAUGGAGAAUCGCAAACAAGUUCGGAAACGACCUGGCCAAAUUCAGGAGAGAGCAAAUGGCCAAGGCAGAAGCGGCUGCUGCCGCAAAAGCCGCUGGUAGCCCGAGCGCCACCUCCACUUCUCGGACCAGCGCUGAGACCGCACGCACCGACGACGGCAAGCAUCAGAGCGUCGACUGGUCCAAGUCUGGUGAGACGACGUCUACUGCAGCGGCAAGUGCACCCCCGACCAGUCCUCGAUCUCAAGAGAUUCAGGCCCAGGCUGCAGCAGCUGCAGCUUCGGCAGGCGAGACUGUACGGGCGGCAUGGGGAUCAUUUGGAUCAUUUCUCUCAUCUAGACAAAAAGCUUGGAGUGCGGCGUCUCCCUCUGACGGGCCUGCUCCCACCGCAAACAAGUCGGAAGUCCCGCGAAGCGGCGCCGCACCCUCUUCAGGAUCGACGUAUCCGCCCACGAGCGCCGCGGCCUUGGCGGAGGUAUCAAGAGACUCGACCGCGAGAGACUCGGCGACUUCUUUGAGGUCUUCGUCGAGCAAAAGAGACUCGGUUGCCGAGCUGGCUGCAGCACCCACUCUCAGAUCAGGACCCAUGGCUCGUCGGAUAGCUUCCAAUCUAGCCGAGUCCACUUCAGGCUCUUCGACGCCUAGCUCUUCGUCGCCUCAAGGAAUUGAUGCGUCGCGCAGGAACUCUUCGGCUGUUGGCUCUUCACUAGUGGGGGGCAGUGUGAUACCCAUCGGCUCCAGCUCACGACCCGCUUCAGCUUCUUUUGCGAGCCCAAGCGCCCAUAGCACUUCCGCGUCGGUUGUUGGAGGCGCACCAGGCGGCAGAGCCUCUCUGUUGAAUAUGCACCCUAGCUCGCCAGCCGCGAGGAGAGAUGCGGCACGAGCCGCUGCUGCCGCUUCGUCCGACACAUCAUCCAUCACCUCUAGUCCGCUCGCCGCGAGUAGUACUGCAGCAAGUCGAACGAAUACACCUAGAAGCUACGUCAAGUCGAGCGGUACUGGGACUGGGUACAUCACACCUCCCAUCACGAGCAACAAGGAGGAACCAAGGGCAGACAGUCUGAGUGGCGAUGGACAGCAUUCGACGCGACCCUCUUCAGUCGAAGAGGCAAGGAUGCCGGCAGAGACCUUCACGACGCAAGAGCAAAAAGCGGACGAUGCUGCAGCAGAUUCUCAUGAGGGCUCCAAGUUGCCCAGUCUGACAGACCAAGAAUGA